Sclerotinia trifoliorum is the source of this 2196-nucleotide messenger RNA. NCBI's taxonomy places the organism in Eukaryota, Fungi, Ascomycota, Leotiomycetes, Helotiales, Sclerotiniaceae. The record is from the annotation of a GenBank genome assembly.
UGCUCAAUUGUUCAUCUGAGAUUGUGACUUGGACUUUGAGGUUCGCGGAUAUCAUUGCAUCGACAUCACGAAAGGUGGAUACUAUAUCAUAUAAUCAAAUCUUCACUUCAAGAUAUUAGUCAUCGAUCAGUCUUCCAUCUUUCCGUAUACAUUAAUAACGACAUUAUGUCGGUUACCAUCGACAGGGGACCACAUGAUGGGCCAGAUCGUAUUGUCCCUGAAAGCUCUCCAAAACGUUCAUUUGGAGAGCGUAUACAUUCCACCGUGAGGGCUUUCACUACAAAAGAUGGAUGGAUCGGGAACUAUGAUUAUGGUAUGCUCAAACCAUGAUCAUGAUAUUCAAGCACCAGAGCUAAACGAUCAUAGCAUUUCUCUUCAAACCUAAUCUUCCCUUCAUGAAGAAGUCGACGCGACGAGCACCGUUCUUCGGCCUCCAAGAUCGCAUGCCAGUUAUACUAGGUCUCCUCCUCGGAUUUCAACAUGCCCUUGCCAUGUUAGCGGGUGUUAUUACGCCUCCUAUCCUCAUAGCCGGAUCGGCAUCUUUUGACACGGAAACAACUCAAUAUCUUGUCUCUACCUCUCUCAUCGUAUCGGGUAUAUUAUCCGCGAUCCAGAUCACUCGGUUCAAAGUUAUUAAAACUCCUUAUUAUAUUGGUACGGGCUUAAUUUCAGUCGUUGGCACUUCGUUUGCUAUCAUACCGGUUGCUUCCAAAGGCUUUACACAAAUGUACGCAAAUGGUAUGUGCAAAACGGCGGAUGAUGGAACUCCAUUGCCUUGUCCGGAGGGUUAUGGUGCGCUCCUUGGGACGGCUUCGUUAUGCGCACUUCUCGAAAUAGGACUCUCGUUCAUGACACCUAAACUUCUGAAGAAACUUUUCCCUCCGAUUGUUACGGGUCCAACUGUCAUGCUCAUUGGUGUAUCUCUUAUUGAAACGGGAUUGCAAGGUUGGGCAGGUGGUAGUGGAACUUGUAUGUCAAGACCAACUACAGGAGAUUAUAUGCUCUGUCCCUCCAAUGCUGCUCCACAUCCUCUUCCAUGGGGAUCUGCAGAAUUCAUCGGUCUCGGUUUCUCCGUUUUCGUUACUAUCAUCCUUUGCGAACGAUUCGGUUCUCCUAUCAUGAAGUCACUCGCCGUUGUACUCGGUCUUCUGGUGGGUUGCAUCAUCGCAGCAGCUUGUGGAUAUUUUGACAGUAGUGGAAUUACUGCAGCCCCAGUCGCAUCAUUCAUCUGGGUUAAAACUUUUCCUCUGAGUGUAUACGGGCCUUUCAUAUUACCACUUCUAGCCAUCUACCUCAUUCUAAUGAUGGAAGCCAUUGGCGACAUCACUGCAACCUGCGACGUUUCUCGACUUCAAGUCGACGGAAAACUCUUCGACUCUCGUAUUCAAGGCGGUGUCCUAGCUGAUGGACUUAACGGGAUGUUAGCAGGUCUCUGCACAAUAACCCCCAUGUCAACCUUUGCUCAAAACAACGGUGUAAUCGCCCUCACACGUUGCGCCAACCGAAAAGCUGGCUUCGCAGCAUGUUUUUUCCUCAUCGUCAUGGGUGUCUUCGCUAAAUUCGCAGCGGCCAUUACAUCGAUCCCCGAUGCCGUUUUAGGCGGCAUGACAACCUUCCUCUUCGCAAGCGUAGCCGUAUCCGGUCUCCGCAUCAUUUCCACCGUCCCCUUUACCCGCCGCACAAGAUUCAUUCUCACGACAUCUUUAGCGCUAGGAUAUGGAGCCACGCUCGUCCCAACGUGGUUUUCGUACGUCUUUACGUAUACCGGGAAUAAUAGGGCCAAAGCGGGAUUUUUCGAUGCCAUUGUUCUGGUUCUUGAAACGGGAUUUGCCAUCGCGGCUUUUGUGGCUGUGUUGCUGAAUUUGGGAUUGCCGGAGGAGAGUGAGGAUGAGGAGAUUGAGAGUUUGGUGGAGGAUUUGGGGGAGGGAGAGGGAGGAGAGGAGAGGAAUUGGAGUUGGAGAUGGAAAUGGAAACUAGAGAGAGGGGUUGGAAGGGGUAGUUUUGAGAUGAGGAAGGGGUGGGGAGGGAGGAAGUGAGGUGUUGUGAUGGAUGGGAUAGGAUUGGAUGUUGAGUGUGGUUUUUAAUCGCUGCUCUUUGUUGCUUUUUUGGAUGUAUGAGUGCAAAAAAGAAGAGAUGUAUUUGGAAAAGGAGUUUCGAGUUUUAGAGGAGAUUUAUUAUAUGAAUAUAUAAUAGUAU